Molecule: messenger RNA, 2240 nt
Organism: Pogoniulus pusillus (Red-fronted tinkerbird)
Lineage: Eukaryota; Metazoa; Chordata; Aves; Piciformes; Lybiidae
Gene: RUMY1
Product: family with sequence similarity 72 member A
Exons: 4
Coding region: 43-888 (281 amino acids)
Cellular component (GO): cytosol
Source: RefSeq, a predicted model, not a curated record
UGUCCCCGCUGGACCCGCCUCUUUUCCCGCCGCCUUGCACCCAUGGCCCCGCCCCGCCAGAGUGGAGUGGGCGUGGCCGGGCGUAGCACUGCCUCCUCCGCCCUCACGGCCUGCGCAGGGGCGGAGCGAGCAGUGCGACCAGGCUGCUCGGUGAACCAAUGGGAGCAAGGCAGGGCGUGCCCUUCCACCAAUAGCGGGGCGGCAGGGGUGGUGCCACCCGCCUCCUCCAAUGGCCUGCGAGGAGAGGGUGGGUCCCGCCGUGAAUCUCCACUAAUCAGAUCGGGCGGGCGGAGCCUCCCGCGCCCAAUGGCAGAGCGAGGUCGGGAAUUCAAACUGACAGGUGGGAGCGUGGCCGUUGGCGGCGAACGGGACCGGCCGGGAUCGAACGGGAGCGACGUCGGGGUACAGCCCGGCCUGUUCCGACGGUGGCUGCCUGCCAUGUCCACCAGCAGCUGCACCUUCGAGGACCGGUCGGUGGCCGUGCUGUGCUGCCGCUUCUGCCAGCAGGUGCUGAGCUCCCGGGGCAUGAAGGCCGUGCUGCUGGCGGACACCGACACCGACCUCUACUCCACCGACAUCCCGCCCACGGGCACGGUGGAUUUCAUCGGCAGCUGCUAUUUCACCGAGAUCUGCAAAUGCAAGCUGAAGAACAUCGCCUGCUUAAAGUGUGGUAACAUCGUUGGCUACCAUGUGAUUUCCCCCUGCAAGCCUUGCCUGCUCUCCUGUAACAACGGCCACUUCUGGAUGUUCCACAGCCAGGCAGUCUUUGGCAUCAACAGGCUAGACCCUUCUGGUGUGAAUGUAUUGCUGUGGGGCAACUUGCCAGAUCUGGAGGAAAGCACAGAUGAAGAUGUGUCCUGCAUCUCUGAGGAGGAGUAUAUCAGAUAAACGUUAUCUACACCACCCUGCAGUAUCUGCCCAAGCUUCCUGGCAUUGCUCAUUGCCUUGGAUUUUCUUUUCCUGCUGGCCCAUCAGAGCUUAAAUACCACAAGAAACCUGGAGAACAGUCUUAAGAAGGGAAGGUAUCACCUUGGAUCUUUCCCUGCUGCCUUCCUUAGACUCUUGAAUCUGCCUGGUGUGUAUCUUCUGACUCAAGGCACACCUUGGUGUGGUGCAUUUCCUCAAGCCUGUGUCUGGUUUGGCUUUUCCAUGGAAGUCUCAAGAGUUGAUAAUCCUUCUUAACUGUAUUUCCCCCUCCCCUUCUUUCCUAAACCAUCACUCUCAGAGCAAGGUCUUUCAGCUGCUAGAAACACAGCUUAAAACUGUUAAGAAAGAGUCUGGUGGACAAAGGGUUAGAAGAGCUCUGCUGCUGUGGUCACACAGAGCACUGCCCAGAGCAUCUCCUCGGAGUAGGCAGUUGCUGAAUGGGCAGGAACAUCCCUACUAGCCCAGGUUGCUCCAAACCUCAUCCAAUCUGGCCUUGAACAUCUCCAGGGAGGGGGCAGCCCCAGAGUUGUCUGAUUAUUUUAGCCCUUUUAGGGGAGGAAUCUCUCCAGAUCAGAACUCAAACCUCCAGUUGAGUCAUUUUAAAGACAGGGAAAAAGAGAUCAGGUUAAGUAUUUGGUGUUGUAGGGGAGGGAUCUCUCCAGAUCAGAACUCAAACCUCCAGUUGAGUCAUUUUAAAGACAGGGGAAAAAGAGAUCAGGUUAAGUAUUUGGUGUUGUAGGGGAGGGAUCUCUCCAGAUCAGAACUCAUCCCUCCAGUUGAGUCUUGAUAAAGACAGGAAAAAGGAGAUCAAGUUAAAUGUUUGGUGUUGUAGGGGAGGAAUCUCUCCAGAUCAGAACUCAUCCCUCAGUUGAGUCAUUUUAAAGACAAGAAAAAGGAGAUCAGGUUAAAUAUUUGGUGUUGUGCAUAACCUCCCAUCCAGAGCUGUAGAGACAACCUGGUUGCUGUAAGAAGUAACGAAUUCAAAGCUCAUGAUCUGAGUUGUUGCAGCCAUAGCAUUUAACUCAUGAACUAAAUACUGUCCCCUUCAGCUACUCACCUGAAGGAACACCUUGAGGUGAGAAUCCAUCUCAAUUUGGGUUGAUGCUGAAUGGUUCUGUAGCCUUUUGGGGUACCUGGAAGAGGUGCAACAAGGGCAGAUCUGAUCUGCCUUAGGCUUUUUCCUGCAUGGUCUGUAUUUUAUAGUGGUACUACCUCUGCUGCACUGGUUCAAUGGAUCUUGUUAAAUGUGUGUCUGUGUCUUGUUUUGACUGCCUGUGUAAUGUCUGCUCCUGAAAUAAAAGGGUUGGACCACA